This is a messenger RNA of Theobroma umbraticum, 1249 nucleotides long. Its product is annotated as Cysteine proteinases superfamily protein. NCBI's taxonomy places the organism in Eukaryota, Viridiplantae, Streptophyta, Magnoliopsida, Malvales, Malvaceae. Gene Ontology annotation, biological process: proteolysis. The record is from RefSeq and is a predicted model, not a curated record. Gene Ontology annotation, molecular function: cysteine-type peptidase activity.
UCAAGCCUUUUAUUUAUAAGAACAAGAUAAGAUCAUUAAAUUGCCCUUCUCUAUAUCUUCAUCCCAGCUUUUGACAUGGAGAAUGCUGGUUUCACUCUUCUACUUGUGUGCGCCUUAUGGAUGUCCUCAGGGGUAUGGUCCAGAAACAACGGGCCUGAAAACUGUGAUCCAGAAAACAUACAAGAAAGAUAUGAGAGAUGGAUGGUCCAGCAUGGGCGACAGUACAAGGAUAAGCAGGAAAUGACAUUGCGCUUUGGCAUUUAUAAAUCCAAUUCUGAAUUCAUUGACUCUAUCAAUUCGCAAAACCUAUCAUUCAAGCUGACUGACAACAAAUUUGCAGACAUGACAAAUGCUGAGUUCAGAUCUGCCUAUCUGGGUUCCUGGAGCAGAAGAUCUCCAAGAGAGAGCGACGACUUCCAGCAUGACAUGCAUUAUAAUUUGUCAACUUGCAUAGACUGGAGAAAGAAAGGUGCUGUAACUCCAAUCAAAGACCAAGGCCAAUGUGGGAGCUGUUGGGCAUUCUCCGCAGUGGCAGCCAUAGAAGGGAUCAAUAAAAUUAAAACUGGAAAAUUGACAUCUCUUUCAGAACAAGAGCUUAUUGAUUGUGACGUGAACAACGAAAACCAAGGCUGCAAAGGUGGAUACAUGGAAAAAGCAUACGAGUUCAUAAUAAAGAAUGGUGGAAUCACCACUGAGGAAAAUUAUCCAUACAUCGGAGAAGAUGGCAUCUGCGACGAAAUCAAAGCUAGAAAUCGUGCGGUAGCAAUAAGUGGAUACAAAACAGUGCCUGUAAACAAUGAGAGAAGUCUACAAGAUGCAGUAGUCCAUCAACCUGUAUCUGUUGCCAUCGACGCUGGAGGGUAUGAAUUUCAGCUGUAUUCUGAAGGUAUCUUCACUGGAUUUUGUGGAAAUCAACUCAACCAUGGAGUUACAGUAGUUGGCUAUGGAGAAGAUGGUGGAAGAAAGUACUGGCUGGUGAAGAAUUCGUGGGGCGCCAGCUGGGGUGAAUCUGGCUAUAUAAGGAUGCAACGUGACUUCACUGAUAAGAGAGGUAUUUGCGGCAUUGCUAUGGAGCCUAGUUACCCUGUUAAGAGUUGAACAGGCUUUUAGGGAAUUAGCCUAGGAAUUGUUGGACGAUGGCUGCUUGCUUCACAGCUCUCUAGAUGGUAUAUUCAUGUUGUAAUUCAAGUUAAAACUGUGACAGGGAUGUAAAAGUAAUAAGAUUAAAAAUUAUAUGAAGCAGAUUACG